Anastrepha ludens (Mexican fruit fly) is the source of this 2961-nucleotide messenger RNA. RefSeq names its product AMP deaminase 2. Gene Ontology annotation, biological process: AMP metabolic process; IMP salvage. Gene Ontology annotation, cellular component: cytosol. Gene Ontology annotation, molecular function: AMP deaminase activity. Bases 338 to 2713 code for a protein of 791 amino acids. The transcript has 14 exons. Lineage: Eukaryota; Metazoa; Arthropoda; Insecta; Diptera; Tephritidae. The record is from RefSeq and is a predicted model, not a curated record.
GUGGAUUUUCAAGCGGAAAACUAAAUUUCCUUUGUCAACUUAGUCAAACGCGAUUAAAGCAACAACACAGUACCAUCCUAUAGCACAAUUAGCCAUCCAAGUGUUCCUCAACUCCUCAAUCUUGAUGUUCAUUGUAAUAAACAAAAUUAAAUAACAUAUUUUGCACAAAAAAAUCGUCUACUCUAAAGGAAAACUCAAAUAAAUAAACAAAAUUUAAAGUGAAAUUGUGUUUUAACCUAAAUUUGCAAUUGUUGCAUAAGUCGUAAAAAUCUAAAUCGUUACCACAAAUAAUCUAUACUACAAAUAAACGAAAACAAAUACAGUGAAGUGUUAAAAAAUGAGUUUCCGUGGUUUACAAGCACAAGACUCAACGGAUUCAAUUGAGAGCGCCGAACCUCGAAUAGGCCGUUAUCCCUAUACGACAUCCAAUCGGAAUAUUUUGCGCUCAAUAUCAGGACCUGGAGCUUUGGCGAUCAUACGUUCCGAUUCUCCCACAUCUAUUGCAGCGGCAAGACAGGUCAAGACACCGGUGCCCGGUGAAGUCGCCGACGAUGUGCUUCCUAAUGAAAUCUCAGCCCCCUAUGAAGUACCGCAAUUCCCUAUCGAACAGAUUGAGAAGAAAUUACAAAUACAGAGACACUUAAAUGAGUCCAUAACCACAACUCGACCUGCUAAUGCUCCCGAAAAAUUUUCCUCAAUCACUGAAGACAGUUUGGUGACAAUAGAGACCGUCGAUGCAGAGGAGCAUGAAUUGCCCAAUUUUCAACGUGUCUCUAUUUCGGGCGAGGAUACAAGUGGAGUGCCAUUGGAGGACUUAGAGCGCGCCUCCACUUUACUAAUACAAGCGCUGGAGUUGCGCGAACGCUAUAUGUUGCAUUCUGGACAGUCAUUCCCGACAACCACUCGGCGUUUUCUGAAAACCGUACACGAACGCAAUCGUUUCGGUACGAUUGAACACGAGAAUCGAAAGACCAUUGCUGCUAUAAUACGCAAGAUCAGCCUCCCCAGUUCGCAGACAGACCAUCCCAUACAUCCGCCAACUAACAAGUCCGACCCAUGGGGAUUGGAGUUUCCACCCGAUAAUGAAUAUGCUAUCAAAAGUAUUAAUGGUGUCUUCCACGUCUACAAGGAUAAGGAAUGCACAGAAAAGGUUAAGUGCGAAUAUCCAAAUCUCAAGGAGUUUGUCAACGAUAUGCAGGUGAUGUGCAAUAUGAUCGUCGAUGGACCGCUCAAAUCAUUUUGUUAUCGCCGUCUUUGCUAUCUCUCAUCGAAAUUCCAGUUGCAUGUGCUCCUGAAUGAGCUGCGCGAGUUAGCUUCACAGAAGGCGGUACCACAUCGAGAUUUCUACAACAUCAGAAAAGUGGACACUCACAUACACGCAGCCUCGUGCAUGAAUCAAAAACACCUAUUACGCUUCAUUAAGAAGACCCUUAAAAAUAAUGCUGAUGAAAUUGUGACAGUUACCAAAGGUCAACCAAUGUCACUUAGAGAUGUUUUCCAAUCGAUGAAUUUGACCACUUAUGAUCUAACUGUGGAUAUGCUGGAUGUGCAUGCAGAUCGGAACACAUUCCAUCGCUUCGACAAAUUCAAUUCCAAAUACAAUCCGAUCGGCGAGUCGCGCUUACGUGAGGUCUUCCUCAAGACGGACAACUAUUCGAAUGGCAAAUAUUUUGCACAAAUUAUUAAGGAAGUCGCUUACGAUUUGGAAGAGUCAAAAUACCAAAAUGCGGAGUUACGUCUUUCCAUUUAUGGCAAAUCACCGGACGAGUGGAAAAAGCUGGCUAAAUGGGCCAUCGAUUACAACGUGCAUUCAACAAAUGUGCGCUGGCUGAUACAAAUUCCCCGACUUUAUGAUAUUUUCAAAUCCAAUAAUUUGAUGAAUUCGUUCCAAAAUAUACUGGAUAAUAUCUUUCUACCACUGUUCGAGGCCACAAGCCGGCCCAAUGAACAUCCAGAAUUGCACCGUUUUCUCAAUUAUGUCAUCGGCUUCGAUUCUGUGGAUGAUGAGUCGAAACCGGAGAAUCCCAUUAUCGAUUUGGAUAUACUAACCCCCGAAGCGUGGAGUGAAGAGGAGAAUCCGCCAUACGCCUACUAUAUUUAUUAUAUGUAUGCGAAUAUGACGGUCUUGAAUCAGUACAGAAAAGCGCGCGGCAUGAACACCUUUGUUUUACGUCCGCAUUGCGGUGAAGCUGGGCCCGUGCAGCAUUUAGUUUGCGGCUACCUAAUGGCUGAGAAUAUUUCUCACGGCCUGUUGUUGCGAAAAGUGCCUGUUCUGCAGUAUUUAUAUUAUUUGUCUCAGAUUGGCAUUGCCAUGUCUCCGCUUUCUAAUAAUUCACUUUUCCUCAACUAUCAUCGCAAUCCGUUACCAGAAUAUUUGGCACGCGGCUUGAUUGUCUCACUCUCGACUGAUGAUCCAUUGCAAUUUCAUUUCACAAAAGAACCUCUGAUGGAGGAGUACAGCAUUGCGGCGCAAGUGUGGAAGCUUAGCUCAUGUGACAUGUGUGAAUUGGCGCGCAACAGUGUAAUCAUGAGUGGUUUUCCGCAUAAGGUCAAACAACAUUGGCUCGGCCCGAAUUACACGCGUGAGGGUGUCGCUGGCAAUGACAUAACACGCACCAACGUGCCCGACAUCCGUGUCGCCUAUCGCAACGAAACGCUGCUGGACGAGUUGUCGAACAUAUUCAAGGUGCAUGAGACUCCCAAGAGUGAGUAAGCUUGCUGCUGGAUCAACGGGUACCGACGCCACAAGCGACAGCACCCGCACAUAUUUUACACUGAGCAACCAGAAGUAUAAUCCAAUUGUGGUGCCAUGGCGAUGUAGUCAUCAUCUUCUCAUGAAUUUAUGUAACCUUCUUGAGGCUUUUUUCUACUACAUUUACCACUAAAUUACAACUACAACUACAACUACUACUAUUACUAUAACCACUACUAAUAAACUACAUAGAAUUGUUUCUAAUCGUA